AUGAACAGCUAUAGCAAUUGGCACUCACAGGCAAGCCUCACAAACUCUCAGCCCCCACAAAGUGAGCAGCCAUCGGGCCACCAUGCUCGACCUGUCCGUAGUACCACCCUCGAUUCCCACACAGUUUUCGACAGGGAGGACACUCCCACACCCAGGCCUCUACUACAGCACGAACUGCCCGAGUUCUAUACUCUCGCCGGUCCGCCACCGCCACCUACCCUGCCUAGCAUCCCUAUGCACGAGACAUCUCACCCUUGCCUGAACGAAGGUGCUUUGAAGGAUACUGUCAGCAGUAUCGUCGAGAGGUUCCGAUACGACGAGCCUAACGUAGCCAAGGACGAAAGUACUCAAGCUUUGAUCAGUGAUAUCGCCACUGCUGUGUCGAACCAGUGUGAAAGCUUGUUUGACGCAAUGCUUGCACCUCCCCGGCCUCCCGUGAUCUUUCCUGCUGGGGAUGCUGCUUUCCGACCCCUUCCGCCCCUCCCAGGAUUCCCCCCCAACACUCAACCUCAGAGCUCCACCACGGGCCGUGACUCAAGGCGAGGGGGUGUGGCUCCAAGUGAGGUUGGAGUUUUCUUCAGCAUGGACGACGAUGGGGCCUCCUUGUAUUCUUCCAUGUCUGACCUCGACCAUCGCGAAGAUCAAAUCACCGUCAUCUACAACGACGAUUCAGGCCGCCCAAUGACGAAGAUCUUUGAAACUCGUGUGCAGCCUGACGGCCACUCUCGCCAAAACCAGUCGCCAGCUCAUUCUAGUCAUCACAUACAGCAGCAGUCGAGGGACGGAGCUACUUUCGGGCGCGAAGGCCGCGAACAAUCAAUUGUUCAGCCUGAGAGGCGCAAGGAUGUGCGCCCCAACAGGAGCGGGCAAGACUGGUCAGCAAAAUCUUUCAACAGCUCUGACACCUCUCCCGCCAACACGCGAGUCCGAUUCAGCGACCCCUUCAUUCUCACGCCCACAACCUCUACCAUUUGGCACCAAUCUCGCUCGUCCCCUGUCUCUCGUGAGACUGAGAAUCGCAAAGCCGUCAGUGACAUAGUUCUUCUACGAGAGAGUCUUUCGCAAACGGACGACCAAGUCGCGUCUAUCCGCUCUCAGAUAUCAGCUCUGAUUGAAUCUGUCAAGGCAUUGGACAGCAAGUUGACAGACCGCUCGACAAGAGAGAGAGCAGUUGACAAUUGGACUGCGCAACGUACUACAGACGGCCUUGGUCCUCUUCAGCACUCAAGAGGAGACCGGGCUUCUGACGCUUACACUUUAAUGCCGGAGGACUACUUCUAA
Cryptococcus wingfieldii CBS 7118 is the source of this 1281-nucleotide messenger RNA. RefSeq lists its product as hypothetical. The record is from RefSeq and is a predicted model, not a curated record. Bases 1 to 1281 code for a protein of 426 amino acids. The transcript is spliced from 2 exons. Lineage: Eukaryota; Fungi; Basidiomycota; Tremellomycetes; Tremellales; Cryptococcaceae.